AUGAGUAAUCCUUUCAUAUCAAAGGACGCCGAACUUCACGUAUUGACGAGAACAGAGGAAGAAAAUUGCUACAAAGAUAUGAAAGCAAAGGCUUUAGAAGCCUGUGAGCUACCCAUUAAAGAUUUUGUCGAAUGCAGUAAGGAGCACAACGUUACUGUCAUGUGGACUUGCCGAAAAAAACUAAAAGCAAUGAAUAGUUGUUUAAAUCAGAGUAGGACAUCACAAGAAGUAUUGGAUAAACUUUUAUUAAAAAAGUUAGAAGAAAAAAGAAGAACCAUGAAACAGCAAUAG
Messenger RNA from Mycotypha africana, 291 nucleotides. RefSeq lists its product as uncharacterized. Bases 1 to 291 code for a protein of 96 amino acids. The transcript is spliced from 3 exons. The record is from RefSeq and is a predicted model, not a curated record. NCBI's taxonomy places the organism in Eukaryota, Fungi, Mucoromycota, Mucoromycetes, Mucorales, Mycotyphaceae.